AAACAGAACAUAUUUUGUUUACUGACUAGGAAACCCACCAAAGAGGCUCGAACAAAACCUUUAACCGACUAUUUCCCCGUUAGGAGAAGUGAAAGAAGGCCUCACACUGCUUUAAUGAAGGACAAGGUAAAGGAGAUAGAAGAGGCCAUUUUGAAGGAAAUAGAGGAAGGAUUUGAGGUCAAAGAGUUUAUUGACAAAGGAAGAGGAUUAGUAACCACUAAAAACAUCAAACAAGGAGAAUUUGUGUUGGAAUACUGUGGUGAUCUUAUUUGUUUAGAAGAAGCAAAGAAACGAGAGAAAAUGUACGAGAAAGACGACUCAGUAGGGUGCUACAUGUAUUAUUUCUCUUAUAAGAAUAACCGGUACUGUGUGGAUGCUACAAAAGAAUCUGGAAGAUUAGCUCGUCUCGUUAAUCAUAGCAAGCACGGAAACCUGAAGACUAAAUCCUUCUCGGUCCAGGGCAUUCCACGCUUGAUUCUAGUGGCUAAACGAGACAUUCAACCAGGAGAAGAACUGCUUUAUGAUUAUGGAGACCGAAACAAGUAUUCCCUACAGUCUCAUCCAUGGCUAGCAUUAUAAAAAAAGGCUUUGACCACAAUAUGUACAGCCUUAUUCCCCAACUUUAGACAUGGGUUUUAAUGGAAACACAAGAAUUUUGUACUUCAUGUAUAUGUUGCACAAACGAGAAAAGAAAAGUAGCGAACACCACAGUUUCUGUACGAAUAUUAGGUUUUCUGCAUGUGUAAUAGUUUCAUUCACACUUGAAGAGUAGGAGAUUUUAAAAUAACUCUGUGGAUUUUAAGGUUCUGUAUAUACUUAUUUACAAAUCUCACCUAUGGCUGAGAUGUAUUGAAAUUCACAGCUUAUAUCGUGACCUCACUUUGUGUGUGUGUGCAUUUUUAAUAACAGCUGUUGUGUUUCUUAAAUUUUGAUAGACCAAUAAUUAUUUUUA
Limulus polyphemus (Atlantic horseshoe crab) is the source of this 952-nucleotide messenger RNA. It is a transcript of the gene Set8, whose product is annotated as N-lysine methyltransferase KMT5A-like. NCBI's taxonomy places the organism in Eukaryota, Metazoa, Arthropoda, Merostomata, Xiphosura, Limulidae. The transcript has 4 exons. The record is from RefSeq and is a predicted model, not a curated record. Gene Ontology annotation, molecular function: histone H4K20 methyltransferase activity; protein binding. The annotation marks the transcript as partial.